Molecule: messenger RNA, 834 nt
Organism: Bacidia gigantensis
Lineage: Eukaryota; Fungi; Ascomycota; Lecanoromycetes; Lecanorales; Ramalinaceae
Exons: 2
Coding region: 1-834 (277 amino acids)
Source: RefSeq, a predicted model, not a curated record
AUGCACCUCUCUGGCCAUAUGCUCACGUCACCAGAAUCCUGCAUCCCAGAGAAGCCUCCAAAGCGCUACCGUUCCCACAAAGACGAUACCUCCAUUACCUCGCAGUUCUUGACUCGGCAGAUGUGGCUCAACAAGCGUCUCGAAGCGGUCAACGGUGUGGUCUCCCCAUCCUUAGUCCCUAGAGGCUACUCGCCGAAGCGAAUUCCAAUUCCAUACAAUGGAAAACCACCGCAGGAUAGAAAAGACUGGCCUGUCAAAUGCUCCAUUUGUGGAGACGGUUUCAAAAACCGAGUAUCAGUUCGAAAGCAUUUUCCAGUCUGCGUAGAGAGAAACGGAAAUCCGGAAGGGAAGCGGUGGCACGAUGCUUUUGAGUGCGAUCAGUCGACAUGGCAUUACAAAAAGCGGAGUCUUAAUGAGCCCCAAAAUGCGAGCUUGAAUAAAGAAGUCCCAGAGCCUGGUUUGGUGGGGCUGGUCCUGCCUUCGAAUAUUCACCUGAGGAUAGCCCGCUAUAAACCGGCUGCUGGGUCUUCGCCUGAACAGGCACCCGUACCGAAAUCUCGUGUCGUCAAGAGUGACCCGAGGAUUCCAAGUAGCUCGGAUCCACUUCCAGAAAAGCAACAAAUAUGCGAGGACGACUGGUGGAUGUCAGCAUUUCUCAAGGGCUACGACUCAGGAGGUGGAGAUACCGUGACCGAUAAUCAAAGCAUCGACAUGGACAUCUCGGAUUCGAGUGAGGCUCACAACUCCAGCACCCUAGAGAUGUUAGAGUCCAGUGAAGAUCGCAACCGCAGCAACAUCGACAUACCAGAGCAAAGUGAUGGUCACAUUUUGUGA